This is a messenger RNA of Plasmodium fragile, 243 nucleotides long. RefSeq lists its product as uncharacterized. The transcript has 2 exons. The record is from RefSeq and is a predicted model, not a curated record. Bases 1 to 243 code for a protein of 80 amino acids. NCBI's taxonomy places the organism in Eukaryota, Apicomplexa, Aconoidasida, Haemosporida, Plasmodiidae.
AUGCGGGAGAAAACAAAUGGAAACAACAAUGGUGGGGCAAAAAUGGAAAAAGAACAUGAAAAUAAUCAAAAUGAUGAUGAAAGGACGAAAAACUUCGUCAUAAAAUAUAAUAUAUUCAAUCCCAUUGGCGUACUUUUGUUUCCUUUAAAUAUGAAGGAAGAAGCGCGUAAUUUUUAUAAAUUCGUAAAAAUGACUGAACCAGAAAAAGACGGCUGUUUCUUCUUGAGUGCAAAUAAAUUUUGA